Messenger RNA from Arabidopsis thaliana (thale cress), 1080 nucleotides. RefSeq lists its product as uncharacterized. Gene Ontology annotation, cellular component: membrane; mitochondrion. The record is from RefSeq and is marked reviewed. The coding region runs from base 265 to 741 and encodes 158 amino acids. The transcript is spliced from 4 exons. Lineage: Eukaryota; Viridiplantae; Streptophyta; Magnoliopsida; Brassicales; Brassicaceae.
CUUUAUAUAAGUACUUCCAUCUCUUUGUCUUUGUUACAAUUUGAAUCAGAGAGAAAUUAAGAAGCGAAAAACAAAGAACGAGAGGAGGCGAGAGGUAUAGAAGAAUAUUCCUUGUGAUUUGUGAAGCAAGCCUUUUGUUUUUGUUUUGUGAGUAUCCGAUCUUCCUCUUCUUUCUCUUGGUCAUAGGGUUUAGGGUUUCGUUAGUCAUACGUUAACAAAUAAAUUAAUUUCGAUUGUUCACUCUUUCCACGCGCUAGAGUCAUCAUGGCAAUGCUUAAGCGCACGAUUAGCAUCGUAAGAAUCGGAAGAGGUCUGAGUUAUCGUUCACUUUCUUCCGGGAACCAUGUCGACAAAUUAGGAAUGGUUAAGGCUCUAGAGGCGAUCAACGUACCCUCAACACAAGCGGAGGCAUUAACCGGCGCAAUCACCAGUGGCUUUGAGUCGGUGAUGGGGAAGGUUAAAGCCGACAUCGCCAAAUCCGAGGAGUAUAAAUCAACUCGUGUUGCAGAAGAGUUUCGAAAAAUGCGAGCCGAUAUUGAAAAGAUGCGAGCGGAUAUUGCUACAAUACAAGCAGAGGAGAGGUGUGAUCACGAUAACCACAUACACAAAGUUGAGCAGGGUUUUAACGAGUUAAAAGAUGAGUUCGACGCAACAAAAUAUAAGAUCGUGAAGUAUGCUAUAUAUACACUGAUCCCUGUGGCAGCAGCUGAAACUGGUAUGCUUUUCUCGAUGAUAUACUAGCGACGUUAUCGGAUCUUUGGAAGGAAUCUAAAGAGUUCCGAGCGACGAAAAUCAACUGACUCAAACAUAUCCCCCCAACUAGAAUGACUCGUGGACUUUGUUUGGUUUUGUGCUUUUUUCAUUGACAUUGGUUUUAUGCUUUUGCAAAGUAACUCUUAUGCCUCCAGUACCAUCACCUUAGUCCAAAAGGAAGUCCACUUUUAAAAAAUUCAACUUUUUCACUUAUACUUGCACUUAUAUUUUCUGAAAAAGAAAUAGAAUUAAAAUUACUGGUAGUGACUUGUUUUGGCGGCCUCAAUAUACACGUCGUACUGUACUCAUCCUAUAACUACAUUACAU